GACGUAACCAUGUCGAUCAUAGCGUACAUGGUUUCUUUUUUCUUUGUCCAAUUUUAUUUAGGGCCCAAAAAUGUGGCUACCGCACAGGCAACACUUGUGGAAUCACUAGAUUCAUCAACAGAAAUUGCAAAUUCCAUAGAAGAAGAUGAAGGUUAUUUCAUUCAGGAUCGAACAGUUGAACGUUUACAUGCCCUUCAUCAUUUUGUCGACGACCGGAUUUCAAAACUGCUAUCUAUGGAUCAAAAUCUUCCCUUUGUCAAACUACUAAAAGGUAUUUGCCCCGAAAUGCUUGUACAAGAACCCGUGAAGGGCCUAAAAUUCCAGUGCCAUGCGUUGAAGACAAACGAUUGCUUUUGUUUCAGCCAUAAAAAGGCAAGCAACUUGGUACAGAGCUGCGGCUUUUUGUCGCCAGUUUGCGAUGACAUUGGCAUAUCCAUUUCAAGGCAAUCACGAAGUUGCGCUAUGGGUCAGAAACAAAGUAUAUGACCCAUCAGUGGUUGCAAAAAGAGGCGAUGCGUACUGGACUAGCGCAAUCGAUCGUUUCAUUCCCGGAGAAAUGAUAUGGAUGAACACUGGGCAUCGCCUAGACCAACCAGAUAAGAAUAACAGCAGCGCAAGUGAAAUCGAAUCUUGCCUGAAGUUAUCGAUUCCCAAUCCGCCCAACACAACGAAUGGCAAGGAAGAGAAGCUGCCCUUAAACUACAUUUUCUCAUCGUGUUUCGAUGAAAAUUACUUUAUAUGCCAUAAGUUUCUUAACUUUUUUCCCCUUCAGACAGCCAACGCAUGACUCCUAAUGUCGUCCCCGAACUACUUUUGAGUUCAUGGACUCUGACGGAAUGAUUUCUCCAAUAAGGGGAAAUUGCCUUUUCGCGUUUUGCUUAUUAAACAGCUUAUUUCCAACUGUUAUGUUCACAGGAAAAAGAAAAUAGGGCGAAGUUCAUUCCCGCUACUUUCCUAGUUACCUCCGCCUCAUCGGUUACUUCAUCAUCGCACUUUGUUCACAUACUACGUGCUGGUCACUGUCAGAGUUAGUGUUACGUUGACCGUUCCAGUUUAUUAACUACAUAGUUAUGGUUUAUGGGACUUCUUAAUUUCUCAUAGUAGCAUUAUUGUCCUUUACAUGGCGGUGAGGUCGUAUGCUCUGUCUGCAAAUAGUUAUGCUAUACACAUUUCGUCUAUGGCAAUCCGUUUUACCAAAAAAAAAAAAAUUAUGUAUAUAUCAGUA
Daphnia carinata is the source of this 1225-nucleotide messenger RNA. RefSeq lists its product as uncharacterized. Bases 10 to 486 code for a protein of 158 amino acids. The record is from RefSeq and is a predicted model, not a curated record. Lineage: Eukaryota; Metazoa; Arthropoda; Branchiopoda; Diplostraca; Daphniidae. The transcript is spliced from 4 exons.